Molecule: messenger RNA, 20357 nt
Organism: Haliotis rufescens (red abalone)
Lineage: Eukaryota; Metazoa; Mollusca; Gastropoda; Lepetellida; Haliotidae
Exons: 71
Coding region: 145-19878 (6577 amino acids)
Molecular function (GO): calcium ion binding
Source: RefSeq, a predicted model, not a curated record
AUAUCGUCUGCUCCUCGCUUCCUAGCCUCACUCAGUCUGAGCGGUGCUCGUGUGAGGAUCUUCAACUGAAUUCACUGAGAUUUAAGGAUGGUCCAAGCUCUUUAGAAUUGAAUCGUCCAAGCUUCGUGAUACCGUGAAGACUGAAUGGCAACAAUGUGUCGCCAUUUGCUGACUGUGAUAUUGGGGCUUCUGGCUUGUUGUCUAGCUCAGGACAAUUUGUUUCCUGAGGGGACAUUGCCAGUUGUGCCAAAUGGAAUUUCAGGCUGUGGACAGACAAAGAUUGACCUGGUGAUAAUAUUAGAUAGUGCAGCUCCACCAACGGUCUACACUGCUCUCAGGCAGUUUGCUAACGAUGUCGUUGAGUUCGCCAGCGUUGAUACCGGUAACGUCAGAGUCGCCCUGAUUGGCGCCAGUUCAAGGGCAAGGAAUAAGUUCGGGUUCGGCAAGUUCAGGACUCUGGACUCGGUCCAGCGGGGAAUAUUGUCGGCACCACAGGAAAGGGGGCGUCGCGACUUCUCCAAGGCCUUCAUCCAGACACAGAGGUUCUUUAAGGGUGCCCGCGCAGACGCCGAAAAGUACGUCCUCCUUCUGACUGGUGGCAAUUCACAGGUCAAGGCCAGACGAAGCGCAGGCGAAGCCAAAAAAAUUAAGGCUGCAGGGAUCAAGAUCGCCGCCGUUGGCGUCGGUGUACAAAAUGAAGGGGAGAUCGACACACUUGUGACAGACCCAGCAGAUGACCACAAGUUUCUCAUCAACGAUGCUGCUGACCUCGCCUUCAUGAGUGACGUAGUUUACUCCACAAUAUGUGGGAAAGGCGGUAACGGCGAUGGCGGUGCAUCAGGCUCAAUUCAAGGAAAUCAACUGGAUCUAGUGUUUUUACUUCACUUCUCCAACAAGAUUCAGCGCAAUUCCUUUAGUCAAGUUCUGGACUUCCUCAAGUCGUCAGUUUUCAGAGCAGAUAUUGAUUCUGGUGCAGUGCGAGUGGGAGCUGCUGUUUAUAGAGGCAAUGCAGAAGUAGUCUUUAAUCUAAACCAGUAUGCUUCAAAACAGGAUGUCAUGACCGGCAUUGACAGGAUCAACUUCAACUACCGUGAUGGACAGGCUAACUCUGCAUCAGGCUUGAACCUGGUACGUCAGCAAAUGUUCAACAGUAGAGCAGGUGAUCGACCUCAGGUGCCUAAUAUGGUGAUUGUUGUCACUGACUCUAACUCCAACAUUGAUGUCGCCAACACCAUUCAGGCAGCACAGGAUCUACAGAACAGUGGUGCCCUUGUUUACGCCAUUGGUCUCAAUCUUGAGUUUCCGGAUGAACUGGAGGCUAUUGCUACAGGGGUCAACUACUAUGAACUGGACAACUUUGGGGAGCUGGCCUCAGCCCGGGAUGACUUUGUGGAGCAGAUUCAGCCAUUGAGAGAUGGACCACCUGGUGUGACAGCAAAUCCAGAGGACAUUCCAGGUGCUGAUGAACCUUUAACUCUUGCAAAUAGUGGAGAGGCAGAUAUUGCUAUUGUCUACCAGUUUGGCAAAUCAACCAAACCAAAGGACAUCAGAUCCAAUUUCAUCAGAUUUGUGAAGAGCUUACUGAGCAAUGCUGAUAUAGAUGGAGGAGCUGUCCGAGUGGCACUUGUAAACUAUGGAAGGAAAGUCACAACAAUGUUUAAUCUCAACCAGCAUAACUCAAAAGCCAAAGUGCUUUCUGCAAUCUCUAAAUCAAUCAGUCCAAGGCAGCGAAUUGCAAAGGUUGAUGGAGGAAAAGCUCUGAGCACUGUCAGAACACAAGUAUUCUCUGCAGCUAAGGGUGACCGUCCAGGUGUUCCAAAUGCUGUCAUACUCAUAACAGACACAAGAACCAAUAUCAAACCUGCAGGUUUCAUCGCUGAAGCCAACAAGCUGAAGGCAGCUGGAACACAGAUAUUCACUAUUGGUCUGGGGAAAGCAAACCAAAGGGAACUUGGAAGUGCAGCAAGUCAGCCAGCUGCUUCGUACUCCACAUAUGUUCCAAAGUAUGGCAACCUUGGCCCUGCUGUCAAGAAAACUGUUGGUGCUGUCGUGAAUGCCUUGAGUUCAACCCCACGUAAACCUCCAACAAGGGGACCUCAGACAACAAAACCAACAGGAGUGGUAACACCCAAACCAGGACCUGCUUGUGGUGCAUCUUUGGCCUCUAGCCCUCAGGCUGACAUCAUCUUUGCCAUCUACUUCAAUCCAAAGGGAUCCAGACAGAAUUUUGACAAAUUGAAAACAUACUUGGUAUCUUUGGUGCAAUCAGCAGAUGUAGAGUCUGGCAAUGUCCGUCUCGGCUUCUUUGUUGAUGGUGGUUAUACUCCAUUCCAACUAAGCAGAUAUUCCUCCACUAUGGAUGUCACAGACGCCAUCAACCAACUCACAAAGAGAGUAGCCCGUACUCGCAGUUUCAACCUACCAAGAAUGCUGAGAACUAUCCGAGAAAAGAUGUUCACGUCCGCUAAUGGUGACCGUGAUGGUGUACCUAAUGGUGUUAUCCUUGUGACUGACACUACAGCCAAUCAGCCUCGUGCUGCCAUCAGUGCAGAGGCAGAUCAGAUGAAGGCAGCAUGUAUCGGGGUGUACACUGUGGGGGUGGGCCUAUCAGACAAGUCGCAGCUGGAGAUGGCUGCAGUAGAUACCAACAACAUCCACACAGUGUCAGACUAUGCUGAGCUCGAGAGGAAUGGAGACUCUGUCCGAAGAUCAAUUCAGGCCUUCCGGGCCAAAGGCAAGACGGAUAACUGCUUGAAUGCCAAACUGGAUCUGGUUUUUGUCCUUGACUCAUCCACAAGUGUAACAGAACCAAAUUUCAAGCUGGUCUUGGAUUUCUUGAAAGAUUUCCUAGAUUAUGCUGAUGUUGACAAUGGCAAUGUCCGAGUCGGUGUAGUCCUCUACAGCACUAAAGUUCAGGUAGAGUUUCACAUGAAUGCCUACUCCACCAAGAGUGAAUUGAUGACAGCCAUAGACAACAUCCCCUAUGUGUAUGGCAGCACCAACACUGCUGGAGGUUUGAGAGCAAUGCGAGAGGAGAUGUUCACAGCUCGAACUGGAGACCGGUCUGAUGUCCCUAAUGUCGCAAUUGUCCUAACAGAUGGCGUAUCUAACAUUAACGCCCGCCAGACCAUCCCUGAAGCUGAAGAGGCCCGAAAGGCAGGCAUCAAGAUCUAUGCUAUUGGUAUAGGUAUAGCAGAAACCAGGGAACUUGAUGGUAUGGCAUCUCAUCCCAUUGAACAGAACCGAUUCAUAGUCCAGGAUUUCAAAGAGCUACAGACCCUCAAGGAAAAGGUGUUCACAUCCGUAUGUCCAGUUGAAAGACCUUCAGUACCUGUCACAACCCAACCAAAGAGUGAUGAUUGUUCCAGUACCAAACUGGAUCUGGUCUUUGUUCUGGACUCCUCCACCAGUGUCACAGAGCCCAACUUCAAACUCAUGUUGGACUUCUUGAAGAACUUCCUCUACGUGGCUAACAUCGAUGAUGGCAAUGUCCGAGUUGGUGUAGUCAUUUAUAGCACCAAGGUGAGCAUCCAGUUCCACCUUAAUGAAUAUGCAACAAAGAGAGAUGUGUUUCUUGCCAUAGACAGAAUACCAUACCAGUAUGGCAGCACCAACACCUUUGGAGGUCUGAACACAAUGAGGACCCAGAUGUAUGUUCCCGAAAGAGGUGAUCGACCAGAUGUCAAGAAUGUGGCUGUGGUGAUCACUGACGGUGUGUCCAACAUCAAUGCCAGGAGAACAGUUCCAGAAGCAGAGUCUGUAAGAGGUGCAGGCAUCCACAUCUAUGCUAUUGGUAUUGGUUUGGCUGACACAACUGAGUUGGAUGGAAUAGCCAGCAGGCCCAUUAACGAGAAUCGGUUUACAGUACAGGAUUUCAAAGAGCUCAGAGGUCUACGAGACAAAGUAUUCACCUCGUUUUGUCCAGUUGUCACUACUCCAGUUCCACGUACAUUACCACCAAAAGUUCAAGACUGUUCCUAUGCCAAACUGGAUCUUGUCUUUGUUCUGGAUACCUCCACCAGUGUCACAGAGAAGAAUUUCAUUCUCAUGAAAGAUUUCCUUAAACACUUUCUGUAUGUAGCCAACAUUGAUGAUGGCAAUGUUCGUGUUGGUGUAGUGAUCUACAGCACCAAAGUUAGCAUCCAGUUCCAAAUGAGUCAGUACACAUCCAAGCGCCAGGUUUAUGUAGCCAUAGACCAAAUACCUUAUCAGUAUGGAAGUACAAAUACCUAUGGAGGACUGAACACUAUGAGGACUCAGAUGUUCACUCCAAGGACAGGAGACCGACCAGAUGUUGACAAUGUUGCCAUUGUCAUCACUGAUGGUGUUUCAAACAUAAAUUCUAGGAGAACAAUUCCUGAAGCUGAAAGGGUGCGGGAGCAAGGAAUCCAUAUAUAUGCCAUUGGCAUUGGUUUGGCUGAUACAACAGAGUUGGAUGGGAUAGCAAGCAGACCCAUUGAGAAGAAUCGAUUUGCUGUUCAGGACUUUGAUGAACUUGUUGGUCUGCGAGAUGAAGUGUUUUCUUCCUUUUGUUCAGUAACGACUACCCUUGCCCCAACCACAACUACAACCACUACAACUACAACAACUACUACAACCACAACAACUAUUCCAACAACAACUACUCCUGAGGUGGAUGAUUGUUCCAGUACCAAACUGGAUCUGGUCUUUGUUCUGGACUCCUCCACCAGUGUCACAGAGCCCAACUUCAAACUCAUGUUGGACUUCUUGAAGAACUUCCUCUACGUGGCUAACAUCGAUGAUGGCAAUGUCCGAGUUGGUGUAGUCAUUUAUAGCACCAAGGUGAGCAUCCAGUUCCACCUUAAUGAAUAUGCAACAAAGAGAGAUGUGUUUCUUGCCAUAGACAGAAUACCAUACCAGUAUGGCAGCACCAACACCUUUGGAGGUCUGAACACAAUGAGGACCCAGAUGUAUGUUCCCGAAAGAGGUGAUCGACCAGAUGUCAAGAAUGUGGCUGUGGUGAUCACUGACGGUGUGUCCAACAUCAAUGCCAGGAGAACAGUUCCAGAAGCAGAGUCUGUAAGAGGUGCAGGCAUCCACAUCUAUGCUAUUGGUAUUGGUUUGGCUGACACAACUGAGUUGGAUGGAAUAGCCAGCAGGCCCAUUAACGAGAAUCGGUUUACAGUACAGGAUUUCAAAGAGCUCAGAGGUCUACGAGACAAAGUAUUCACCUCAUUUUGUCCAGUUGUCACUACUCCAGUUCCACGUACAUUACCACCAAAAGUUCAAGACUGUUCCUAUGCCAAACUGGAUCUUGUCUUUGUUCUGGAUACCUCCACCAGUGUCACAGAGAAGAAUUUCAUUCUCAUGAAAGAUUUCCUUAAACACUUUCUGUAUGUAGCCAACAUUGAUGAUGGCAAUGUUCGUGUUGGUGUAGUGAUCUACAGCACCAAAGUUAGCAUCCAGUUCCAAAUGAGUCAGUACACAUCCAAGCGCCAGGUUUAUGUAGCCAUAGACCAAAUACCUUAUCAGUAUGGAAGUACAAAUACCUAUGGAGGACUGAACACUAUGAGGACUCAGAUGUUCACUCCAAGGACAGGAGAUCGACCAGAUGUUGACAAUGUUGCCAUUGUCAUCACUGAUGGUGUUUCAAACAUAAAUUCUAGGAGAACAAUUCCUGAAGCUGAAAGGGUGCGGGAGCAAGGAAUCCAUAUAUAUGCCAUUGGCAUUGGUUUGGCUGAUACAACAGAGUUGGAUGGGAUAGCAAGCAGACCCAUUGAGAAGAAUCGAUUUGCUGUUCAGGACUUUGAUGAACUUGUUGGUCUGCGAGAUGAAGUGUUUUCUUCCUUUUGUUCAGUAACGUCUACCCUUGCCCCAACCACAUCUACAACCACUACAACUACAACAACUACUACAACCACAACAACUAUUCCAACAACAACUACUCCUGAGGUGGAUGAUUGUUCCAGUACCAAACUGGAUCUGGUCUUUGUUCUGGACUCCUCCACCAGUGUCACAGAGCCCAACUUCAAACUCAUGUUGGACUUCUUGAAGAACUUCCUCUACGUGGCUAACAUCGAUGAUGGCAAUGUCCGAGUUGGUGUAGUCAUUUAUAGCACCAAGGUGAGCAUCCAGUUCCACCUUAAUGAAUAUGCAACAAAGAGAGAUGUGUUUCUUGCCAUAGACAGAAUACCAUACCAGUAUGGCAGCACCAACACCUUUGGAGGUCUGAACACAAUGAGGACCCAGAUGUAUGUUCCCGAAAGAGGUGAUCGACCAGAUGUCAAGAAUGUGGCUGUGGUGAUCACUGACGGUGUGUCCAACAUCAAUGCCAGGAGAACAGUUCCAGAAGCAGAGUCUGUAAGAGGUGCAGGCAUCCACAUCUAUGCUAUUGGUAUUGGUUUGGCUGACACAACUGAGUUGGAUGGAAUAGCCAGCAGGCCCAUUAACGAGAAUCGGUUUACAGUACAGGAUUUCAAAGAGCUCAGAGGUCUACGAGACAAAGUAUUCACCUCAUUUUGUCCAGUUGUCACUACUCCAGUUCCACGUACAUUACCACCAAAAGUUCAAGACUGUUCCUAUGCCAAACUGGAUCUUGUCUUUGUUCUGGAUACCUCCACCAGUGUCACAGAGAAGAAUUUCAUUCUCAUGAAAGAUUUCCUUAAACACUUUCUGUAUGUAGCCAACAUUGAUGAUGGCAAUGUUCGUGUUGGUGUAGUGAUCUACAGCACCAAAGUUAGCAUCCAGUUCCAAAUGAGUCAGUACACAUCCAAGCGCCAGGUUUAUGUAGCCAUAGACCAAAUACCUUAUCAGUAUGGAAGUACAAAUACCUAUGGAGGACUGAACACUAUGAGGACUCAGAUGUUCACUCCAAGGACAGGAGAUCGACCAGAUGUUGACAAUGUUGCCAUUGUCAUCACUGAUGGUGUUUCAAACAUAAAUUCUAGGAGAACAAUUCCUGAAGCUGAAAGGGUGCGGGAGCAAGGAAUCCAUAUAUAUGCCAUUGGCAUUGGUUUGGCUGAUACAACAGAGUUGGAUGGGAUAGCAAGCAGACCCAUUGAGAAGAAUCGAUUUGCUGUUCAGGACUUUGAUGAACUUGUUGGUCUGCGAGAUGAAGUGUUUUCUUCCUUUUGUUCAGUAACGACUACCCUUGCCCCAACCACAACUACAACCACUACAACUACAACAACUACUACAACCACAACAACUAUUCCAACAACAACUACUCCUGAGGUGGAUGAUUGUUCCAGUACCAAACUGGAUCUGGUCUUUGUUCUGGACUCCUCCACCAGUGUCACAGAGCCCAACUUCAAACUCAUGUUGGACUUCUUGAAGAACUUCCUCUACGUGGCUAACAUCGAUGAUGGCAAUGUCCGAGUUGGUGUAGUCAUUUAUAGCACCAAGGUGAGCAUCCAGUUCCACCUUAAUGAAUAUGCAACAAAGAGAGAUGUGUUUCUUGCCAUAGACAGAAUACCAUACCAGUAUGGCAGCACCAACACCUUUGGAGGUCUGAACACAAUGAGGACCCAGAUGUAUGUUCCCGAAAGAGGUGAUCGACCAGAUGUCAAGAAUGUGGCUGUGGUGAUCACUGACGGUGUGUCCAACAUCAAUGCCAGGAGAACAGUUCCAGAAGCAGAGUCUGUAAGAGGUGCAGGCAUCCACAUCUAUGCUAUUGGUAUUGGUUUGGCUGACACAACUGAGUUGGAUGGAAUAGCCAGCAGGCCCAUUAACGAGAAUCGGUUUACAGUACAGGAUUUCAAAGAGCUCAGAGGUCUACGAGACAAAGUAUUCACCUCAUUUUGUCCAGUUGUCACUACUCCAGUUCCACGUACAUUACCACCAAAAGUUCAAGACUGUUCCUAUGCCAAACUGGAUCUUGUCUUUGUUCUGGAUACCUCCACCAGUGUCACAGAGAAGAAUUUCAUUCUCAUGAAGGAUUUCCUUAAACACUUUCUGUAUGUAGCCAACAUUGAUGAUGGCAAUGUUCGUGUUGGUGUAGUGAUCUACAGCACCAAAGUUAGCAUCCAGUUCCAAAUGAGUCAGUACACAUCCAAGCGCCAGGUUUAUGUAGCCAUAGACCAAAUACCUUAUCAGUAUGGAAGUACAAAUACCUAUGGAGGACUGAACACUAUGAGGACUCAGAUGUUCACUCCAAGGACAGGAGACCGACCAGAUGUUGACAAUGUUGCCAUUGUCAUCACUGAUGGUGUUUCAAACAUAAAUUCUAGGAGAACAAUUCCUGAAGCUGAAAGGGUGCGGGAGCAAGGAAUCCAUAUAUAUGCCAUUGGCAUUGGUUUGGCUGAUACAACAGAGUUGGAUGGGAUAGCAAGCAGACCCAUUGAGAAGAAUCGAUUUGCUGUUCAGGACUUUGAUGAACUUGUUGGUCUGCGAGAUGAAGUGUUUUCUUCCUUUUGUUCAGUAACGACUACCCUUGCCCCAACCACAACUACAACCACUACAACUACAACAACUACUACAACCACAACAACUAUUCCAACAACAACUACUCCUGAGGUGGAUGAUUGUUCCAGUACCAAACUGGAUCUGGUCUUUGUUCUGGACUCCUCCACCAGUGUCACAGAGCCCAACUUCAAACUCAUGUUGGACUUCUUGAAGAACUUCCUCUACGUGGCUAACAUCGAUGAUGGCAAUGUCCGAGUUGGUGUAGUCAUUUAUAGCACCAAGGUGAGCAUCCAGUUCCACCUUAAUGAAUAUGCAACAAAGAGAGAUGUGUUUCUUGCCAUAGACAGAAUACCAUACCAGUAUGGCAGCACCAACACCUUUGGAGGUCUGAACACAAUGAGGACCCAGAUGUAUGUUCCCGAAAGAGGUGAUCGACCAGAUGUCAAGAAUGUGGCUGUGGUGAUCACUGACGGUGUGUCCAACAUCAAUGCCAGGAGAACAGUUCCAGAAGCAGAGUCUGUAAGAGGUGCAGGCAUCCACAUCUAUGCUAUUGGUAUUGGUUUGGCUGACACAACUGAGUUGGAUGGAAUAGCUAGCAGGCCCAUUAACGAGAAUCGGUUUACAGUACAGGAUUUCAAAGAGCUCAGAGGUCUACGAGACAAAGUAUUCACCUCAUUUUGUCCAGUUGUCACUACUCCAGUUCCACGUACAUUACCACCAAAAGUUCAAGAUUGUUCCUAUGCCAAACUGGAUCUUGUCUUUGUCCUGGAUACCUCCACCAGUGUCACAGAGAAGAAUUUCAUUCUCAUGAAAGAUUUCCUUAAACACUUUCUGUAUGUAGCCAACAUUGAUGAUGGCAAUGUUCGUGUUGGUGUAGUGAUCUACAGCACCAAAGUUAGCAUCCAGUUCCAAAUGAGUCAGUACACAUCCAAGCGCCAGGUUUAUGUAGCCAUAGACCAAAUACCUUAUCAGUAUGGAAGUACAAAUACCUAUGGAGGACUGAACACUAUGAGGACUCAGAUGUUCACUCCAAGGACAGGAGACCGACCAGAUGUUGACAAUGUUGCCAUUGUCAUCACUGAUGGUGUUUCAAACAUAAAUUCUAGGAGAACAAUUCCUGAAGCUGAAAGGGUGCGGGAGCAAGGAAUCCAUAUAUAUGCCAUUGGCAUUGGUUUGGCUGAUACAACAGAGUUGGAUGGGAUAGCAAGCAGACCCAUUGAGAAGAAUCGAUUUGCUGUUCAGGACUUUGAUGAACUUGUUGGUCUGCGAGAUGAAGUGUUUUCUUCCUUUUGUUCAGUUCAUUCAACAACAGCUCCAACCACCACCACAACCACAACAACAACAACACCCUUACCAACAAUACCAGCUAAACUUGAUGACUGUGCUGAUGCCAAGCUUGAUCUAGUAUUCGUUCUGGAUGCAUCUACAAGUGUCACAGAGCCCAAUUUCAAACUCAUGCUGGAUUUCUUGAAGAACUUUCUUUUUGUGGCCAACAUUGAUGAUGGUAAUGUUCGAGUUGGCGUUGUCAUCUACAGUACCAAGGUAUAUAUUCAGUUCCACCUGAAUGAGUAUUCCACCAAGACAGAUGUCUUCAGUGCCAUUGAUGCUAUUCCCUAUGAAUAUGGCAGCACAAACACUUUUGGAGGAUUGAAGGCAAUGAGGAUGAAGAUGUUCACUCGUGCAACAGGAGACCGUUCCAAAGUAAAAAAUGUUGCCAUUGUGAUCACUGAUGGUGUGUCCAAUAUCAAUGCCAGAAAAACAGUUCCUGAGGCUAAGAAGGCUAGAAGAAAGGGCAUCCAUAUCUAUGCUAUUGGCAUUGGAAUUUCAGACACAAGGGAGAUUGAUGGCAUUGCAAGCAAACCUAUUGAGGAAAACCGCUUCACUGUUCAAGAUUUUAGGGAAUUGAUUGUCCUUAGAGACAAAGUCUUCUCCUCAUUCUGCCCAGUACCAGCAAAGCCUCUGCCAACACUUCCACCAAUAUUAGAUGAUUGUGCAGAUGCUAUGCUAGAUUUGAUAUUCGUACUGGAUGCUUCCACCAGUGUCACUGAACCGAACUUUAAGCUGAUGCUGAAUUUCUUGAAAGACUUCUUGUUUGUGGCCAACAUUGAUGCUGGUAAUGUUCGAGUUGGUGUGGUUAUCUACAGUACAAAAGUCUUCAUCCAGUUCCAUCUGAAUCAGUACAGUAGUAAAAGAGAUGUAUAUGUGGCAAUAGAUAAUAUUCCCUAUGAAUAUGGAAGCACUAAUACCUAUGGUGCAGUUAACACAAUGAGGACAAAGAUGUUUCUCCCAGAAAGAGGUGACAGGCCAGGUGUAAGAAAUAUUGCCAUUAUCAUCACUGAUGGUGUUUCCAAUAUAAACUCAAGAAGACUUAUCCCUGAGGCUCUGAAAGCUCGUAAUGCUGGCAUCCACAUAUAUGCCAUAGGAAUAGGCUUGGCGGAUACAACUGAGUUGGAUCAGAUAGCCAGCAAGCCUCUGGAUGAAAACAGAUUCACAGCUCAAGACUUCAGUGAACUCAGGCAACUCAGGGACAAGGUCUUUUCAUCUUUCUGCCCAAUCCCUACCACAACACUACCACCUCCAGCAACAACAUCUAAGGAAUGCAGCAGCACUCGCCUGGAUCUAGCGUUCCUUAUUGAUGCAUCUACCAGCGUCACGGAACCAAACUUUGUGCUUGUUCUGAACUUUGUCAAGAACUUCUUAGCUCAAGCUGACAUAGAUAAUGGCAAUGUUAGGGUGGGUGUAGUGUUGUACAGUACUUCAGUCCAUGUGGAGUUCCUCCUGCAUGACUACACCUCUAAGACAGAGGUUCUUACAGCCAUAGACAAUAUUCCCUACAGAUAUGGUAGUACUAACACUGCUGAUGGAAUCAAAUCUCUGAGGACUGAGAUAUUUACUCAACGAAGUGGUGACCGACAAGAUGUCCCCAACAUUGCCAUUAUUCUAACAGAUGGUGUGUCCAAUAUUAAUGCCAGGAGAACUGUCCCUGAAGCUCAGGAUGCACAAUUAGAAGGAAUUGAACUGUUUGCUAUUGGAAUCGGGCUUGCAGAUACAAGAGAGCUCAAUGGAAUGGCAAGCCCGCCUUUGGAAGAGCAUCGAUUCAUUGUGGAGGAUUUCUCUCAACUUAAUAAUCUGCAGCAACGAGUGUUUAGUUCCUUCUGCACAGGAGCCACGCCCCCACCCACACCACCACCCACAGAAGGAUGUGGUAUGGUUCCAACAGAUCUAGUUAUUCUCCUGGACUCAUCAACCAGUGUCAAUCAGUUAAAUUUUAAGAAAAUGCUCAAUUUCGUGAAACAGUUGUUGGGUACUGCCAACAUUGACUCAGGCGAUGUGAGGGUAGGAGUGUUGAGUUACAGCAAUAAGGCCAGGAUUCACUUCAACCUUAAUGCUCACAACAAAUACAGAAACAUCGCACAGGCUGUCAACAACAUUAGAUAUGUGUAUGGCAAAACCAACACAGCAGAUGCAAUACGUCUGAUGAGAGAAGAAAUGUUUCUUAGUUACCAUGGUGAUCGUCCAGAAGUUCCAAAUGUCUGCCUGAUCAUCACAGAUGGUGUGUCUAGUGUAAACCCAGAGAGAACUAUUCCGGAAGCCAUUGCUGCUAGGGACGAGGGCAUUCAUAUAUAUGCUAUAGGUGUGGGGUUGUCUGACACACGUGAACUGGAGGCCAUAGCCACAUCCCCUGCCUCUGAUAACAUGUUUAAUGUGCAGCAGUUUUCAGAGUUGUCUUCCUUGGCCAAUGUGAUCUUUGCAGAUGUCUGCCCAGUGAUCACUUUUACCCCUCCAACACCACCUACAACAGCUUUCAGUGAGACAGGUUAUGACAUCAUCUUCAUGUUUGAUGGGACCUCAAGCUCUGAUCAGUUUCGUUGGAUGAAAGGAUUUGCCAGCUCAUUUGUUACUGAAAUGGCUGUAGACUCGGGAGAGUUUAGGUUUGGUGCUGUUGUUUAUGGUAGAGAGCAGAAGCUGAUGUUCAACCUAAACACAUAUGGAUUCAGUAGUGAUUUGAAACAAGCAGUUACAUCAAGAAUAGAUCCAACCCCUGGAGGUAAACCUGACCUGGCAGGUGCCUUUGACUUUGUUCGGCAGAACAUGUUCACAGCUGCUAAUGGUGACCGUCCCAAAGCUCGUAACUUUGUUGUUUUGAUGACUUCUAAUGACAAGAGUCUGAACACUGAAGCUGCUGUUGGAGGUUCUCGUCGUCUGCAGAAUGAAGGCAUUGGUAUCUACUCGGUUGGCAUGAAAGUCAAAGAUACAGCAGAGCUUGACAAGGUGACCACACCUCCACUUGAUGAGUAUCAGACCCUUAUUGAUGAGGAAUCGCAGCUGGGAGAACUGCCAGGGAUAAUGUCAUACUACAUGGCAGAGGCUCAGCCUGUAACACCAGAACCAACCACCCCAGCUCCAACUCCAGGGUACAGUGAGACAGGAUAUGAUGUUGUCUUUAUGUUUGAUGGAACGGCCAGUAACAAACACUUCAGCUGGAUGAAAGGCUUUGCCAACAACUUUGCUUCUCAGAUGGACAUUGACUCUGGUUUGUUCCGAGUUGGAGCAAUGACUUUUACACAAAGUCAGAUCCUUGCUUUCCAUUUAAAUGAAAAUGGAUUUCAGUCAGAAGUGAUGUCAGCCCUUCAGUCCAAACCAGUGAACAACCCAGGUGGAGCACCAGAUGUUGGUGCAGCAUUUAAUGUUGUUCGAGGAAAUAUGUUUACGGCUGCUAAUGGAGACCGUCCCAAAGCCAGAGACUUCAUUAUCCUAAUGACAGACAAAGAAAGAAGUCAAGACACGGCUGCAGCACAAGCUGCUUUUGGCCGAUUGCAAGAGGCAGGAAUUGGUGUCUUCACUGUAGGCAUGGAACUUGGCAAUACAGAUGAACUGGACUCAAUUACUACACCACUUGUGGAUGAUUUUCAGCAUCUCAUCAACCAGGAAGAAGAACUUACAGAAUUGCCAGGCAUCAUGUCAUAUCAAAUGGAAGCAGCUGAUCCUGUGACACCAAUACCAACUACACCAGCUCCAACAGCAGGAUACAGCGAGACAGGAUAUGAUGUUGUCUUUAUGUUUGAUGGAACGGCCAGUAACAAACACUUCAGCUGGAUGAAAGGCUUUGCCAACAACUUUGCUUCUCAGAUGGACAUUGACUCUGGUUUGUUCCGAGUUGGAGCAAUGACUUUUACACAAAGUCAGAUCCUUGCUUUCCAUUUAAAUGAAAAUGGAUUUCAGUCUGAAGUGAUGUCAGCCCUUCAGUCCAAACCAGUGAACAGCCCAGGUGGAGCACCAGACGUUGGUGCAGCAUUUAAUGUUGUUCGAAAAUAUAUGUUUACGGCUGCUAAUGGAGACCGUCCCAAAGCCAGAGACUUCAUUAUCCUAAUGACAGACAAAGAAAGAAGUCAAGACACGGCUGCAGCACAAGCUGCUUUUGGCCGAUUGCAAGAGGCAGGAAUUGGUGUCUUCACUGUAGGCAUGGAACUUGGCAAUACAGAUGAACUGGACUCAAUUACUACACCACUUGUGGAUGAUUUUCAGCAUCUCAUCAACCAGGAAGAAGAACUUACAGAAUUGCCAGGCAUCAUGUCAUAUCAAAUGGAAGCAGCUGAUCCUGUGACACCAAUACCAACUACACCAGCUCCAACAGCAGCUGGUCCAGUGACAUCAGCACCAACAACACCAGCUCCAACUCCAGGCUACAGUGAUACAGGCUAUGACAUCGUCUUCAUGUUUGAUGGAACUGUCGACAACAGAUACUUUGGAUGGAUGCAGAACUUUGCUCGCAACUUUGCUUCUCAGAUGGAUAUUGAUUCUGGGGAAUUCCGAGUUGGAGCUAUGACCUUUAACAGAGGUCAAAACCUUGCUUUCAAUCUGAAUGACAAUGGUUGGCAGUCAGAAGUUAUAGGAGCUAUUGGAUCCAAAACCAGGAAUACUCCAGGAGGAAAACCAGAUUUGGGUGGAGCCUUUGACUAUGUUAGAAACAACAUGUUUACUGCUCGUAGAGGGGAUCGUCCCAAUGCUCGCAACUUUAUCAUAAUGAUGACAGCCAAUGAGGAAAGUUUGAACACUGGUGCUGCUAUAGGUGCUUCUCAGCGGCUCCAGAAUCAGGGAACUGGAAUUUUCACCAUUGGUUUCAACCUGGGUAACACAGAUGAGCUGGAUGCUGUAACAACUCAUCCACUGGAUCAGUAUCAGUACCUCAUCAAUGAGGAAGGUGGACUUGAGGAACUGCCAGGGAUUAUCAGCUACCACUUUUCAAAUGCUUAUCCUGUGACAUUGCCACCAACGACUACACCAAGACCAACAGCUUACAGUGAUACAGGCUAUGACAUCAUCUUCAUGUUUGAUGGAACUGUCGACAACAGAUACUUUGGAUGGAUGCAGAACUUUGCUCGCAACUUUGCAUCACAAAUGGAUAUUGAUUCCGGGGAGUUCAGAGUUGGAGCCAUGAUCUUCAACAGAGGACAAAAUCUUGUUUUUAAUCUAAAUGACAAUGGUUGGCAGUCAGAAGUUAUGGAAGGUCUCAAAUCCAAGACCAGGAACACUCCAGGAGGAAAACCAGAUUUGGGUGGAGCCUUUGACUAUGUUAGAAACAACAUGUUUACUGCUCGUAGAGGGGAUCGUCCCAAUGCUCGCAACUUUAUCAUAAUGAUGACAGCCAAUGAGGAAAGUUUGAACACUGGUGCUGCUAUAGGUGCUUCUCAGCGGCUCCAGAAUCAGGGAACUGGAAUUUUCACCAUUGGUUUCAACCUGGGUAACACAGAUGAGCUAGAUGCAGUAACAACUCAUCCACUGGAUCAGUAUCAGUACCUCAUCAAUGAGGAAGGUGGACUUGAGGAGCUGCCAGGGAUCAUCAGCUACCACUUUUCAAAUGCUGCUCCUGUGACACUGCCACCACCCACUACUCCAAGACCAACAGCUUACAUGGACACAGGUUUUGAUGUCAUCUUUAUGCUGGAUGGAACUGUCAACCGCCAGAUCUAUGGAUGGUUCAAGAACUUUGCCAAGAACUUUGCUAAUACAAUGAACAUUGAUUCUGGCGAGUUUCGAGUUGGAGGAAUGGCCUUCACUAGAUCUCCCAACAUGGGCUUCCAGUUGAAUGACAAUGGCUGGCAGACAGAUGUUGUCAAUGCACUGGACAACAAUCUCAACUCAUUCAACCGUCCUGGAGGAUCACCAAGCUUCUCCCAAGCAAUGGACACUGUACGAACACGGAUGUUCACCCGUGGUAAUGGUGACCGUCCAAAUGCAGGCAACUAUAUGGUCAUCAUGACAGGUAAUGAACGUGGUCUGAGUGCAAGCCGUGCACAACAGGCUGCCGGAAGGUUCCAAAAUACAGGAGGGAGAAUCUUCACUGUUGGCGUGAAUCUAAGGAAUACACAGAACUUAGACGAUAUUACCACAAAGCCACUUGAUGCCUACCAGUACCUGCUGGGAUCAGAGGCAGAGUUCAGAGAGCUGCCUGGCAUAAUGGAAGCCAUUAUGAGGGAUCCACCACCACCGCCAACAACAACCACCACUACAGCUGCUCCAACAACUACGACUAGACCAAGGGCAUACAAGGAGACAGGCUAUGAUGUUAUCUUCAUGCUGGAUGGUACUGUCAAUGACAAAACGUUCACAUGGAUGACUGACCUUGUAAAGAACAUGGCAAAUGAAGUAAGCGAUCAAGUUAAUGAUGGCACAUACCGUUUGGGAGGAAUGACCUUCACUCGUUCACCAGAGGUGGGCUUCCAGUUGGAUGACUAUGGCUUCAGUGAUGACUAUCGGAAUGCUGUUGGCAGAACAAUGAGGAACAAUCCUGGUGGUGCCCCAGACAUGGCCCGUGCCUUUGACACAGUUUACAACCAGAUGUUCCAGUCACGAAAUGGUGACCGGCCUCAGGCAAAGAACUACGUUGUCAUGGUCACUGCCAAUGAGAAGAGUUUGAAUUCCCGCAGAGCAAUCAAUUCUGCCCGUAGACUAAAGAACCGAAAUGUUGCUAUAUACACUGUUGGCAUUAAACUGGGCAACACCGAUGAAAUUGAUUCAGUCUCUUCCCUGCCUCUGGAUGACUUCCAGGUAUUGCUUGGAAGUGAGAUUGAGAUGGCUGAACUGCCUGGAAGACUGGCAUAUGGAAUUGAAAAUGGUCCUCCACAAGAAACCCUUCCUCCACCGACAACAACACCACGCCCAACCAGGACCAAGUACACAGGACCCCCACCAGUGUGCACGUCAACAGCAGAUGUUGUCUUCAUCAUUGACUCUUCUGGAAGUGUUGGAACGGAGAACUUUGACAGAAUCCGCAACUUUACCAUUACAAUCAUCAAUGGUAUUGACGUUGAUGCUGGCCUCUACCGCAUUGGCAUGGUAACCUUCAGUGAUGCUGCACGUAUUGAGUUCACCCUUGAUAGAUAUAAUAGUAAGGAUGAGAUAGUCAAAGCAGUCAGGAAUACACCUUAUAUAUACGGUUACACCAACACAGCUGAAGCUCUGCGCCGAACCCGUCGAGAGAUCUUCUCAACAUCUGCUGGCGAUAGACCAAGUUCACCUAACAUGGUUGUGCUCAUCACUGAUGGUCAGUCUAAUAUUGAUCACUAUGAGACCCUCCCAGAAGCCCAAAGAAUGAAACGGGAGGGUAUCACCAUCCUUACCUUGGCUGUUGGUUUCUCUGGCGCUACUGCAGAACUGACUGGCAUGACAUCUCCACCCAUCCAUGAGAAUCUCUUCUAUGUAGAUGACUUCUAUGCAUUGCAAGAACUCACUGACUACAUUAUCAGACCAAUUUGUACAGAUCCCAAUCAGUGUGAUACAAGCCCCUGCCAGAAUGGUGGCAACUGUGUGGAUGGACUCAGGAGCUACACCUGUAUCUGCCCAUCAGGAUUCUUUGGUGACAACUGCGAGAAGACCUGUGGCAGUGCUGCCGAUGUCGUCUUCAUCCUCGACUCCUCGACAUCAGUCGGCCCCUCCGGCUUCCAGCAGAUCCAAAUGUAUGCUCAGCAGAUCCUGGCUCAGAUGAACAUGGAUGCCUGUGACAUCAAUGUUGGUGCCCUCAAGUACAGCUCUAGUGCUAUGGUGCAGUUUGGCCUAGGAGCCUACCAAGACCAGGAGACCAUCAGCCGUGCUCUCCGCGGUAUCCAUUACACACGAGGCCAGGCCAACCUUGCAGAUGCCCUCAGAGUUACACGCCAAGUCAUGUUCAAUGGUGCAUCAGGUGAUCGCCCCUUCGCCAAGAAUAUUGCCUACUUGCUAACCAGUGGAGAUGUCAACAUCAAUCGAGAUAUCACCAUGUCUGAAGCUGAACUUGCCUUUGAUGCUGGUAUUACUGUUGUUCCCCUUGGUGUCAACCUACGUCAGCGUGAUGAAGUUGAGAACAUCGCCUUGUCCCAAGGCUUGAACCUUGUGGAAAUUGAAAGUGAUGUGACACUGCAGGAGAUGAGUGAUGCUGUGCUCAAUCCUGUCACCAACGGGAGAGACCAGGACUUCUGUGCCAGUGACCCAUGUCAAAAUGGAGGUCAGUGUCGCAGUCAGUCUCUUGGACAUGUCUGUGAAUGUACCCCUGGAUACACAGGCGAUAACUGUGAGAGAGUGUGCAAAGGCGAAGCUGAUGUUGUGUUUGUUAUUGACACUUCUCGCUACAUGAGUCGAGCAGAGUUAAGAAGAACAAAACGAUUUGUACGUGAGGUGAUCAAGAAGAUGACAUUCCGUUCUGGCAACUACCGUGUCGGUGUGGUCAGCUUCAGUGACUUCCCAUCCCUGCACCUCACUCUGGAUGAAGGUUCUAACAAAAAGGCUGCCAAGUCAGCUGUUGCCAAGCUCAGGAAAUCCUAUGGGGACCCCAACCCAUCCAUGGCCCUGAAGAAAGUAAGAAUCCAAGUGCUCAACAGCCCUGGUGAUAGGAAGACCACCCCCAACUAUGUUGUCCUCAUCACCAAGAGCAUGAGGAACUCCCGGGAGGUACUUCUAGAGAUGAACAAGCUGAAGUCCACUGGCGCCAAGGUUGUGGGUGUUGGCAUUAACCUAAGUGGCUCUGACCGUAAGAUGCUGUCACAGUUUGUUUCCCGGCCCAGCGAUCAAAUGAUGUACACUGCUAAUGAGGCCAAUGACCUAAAGGGCUUGGAAGAGAACUUCAUCCAGUUUGUCUGUGAAGAAAGUAACAUGUGUAGCUCAGACCCCUGCAUGAAUGGUGGCUCAUGCAUCAAUGGAGCCCGGGAAUACUUCUGCCGAUGCCCAGUUGGAUAUGCUGGUCAACAUUGUGAAAGACGGUGUCAGGAUGACCUUGACCUUGCCUUUGUCCUGGAUGCUUCUGGCAGUGUGGGAUAUGACAACUUCCUGAAGAUCCAAGCGUACAUGUACCACAUCAUCGACAACCUGAAUGUUGGCCCAUCUCGGACCCGUAUUGCUGUGGUAACCUUCUCCCAGUAUGCCCGCUCCCAUAUCUACCUGGACCAGUAUAACAACAAGAAGGAUCUGAAGGAUGCCAUUUCUGGCAUGACAUACGAAUAUGGUAACACAAACACUGCCUCAGGAAUAAAGCUGAUGCGAUCUGGAGUCUUCUCCAGAAGGCGUGGUGACAGACCCAAUGUGCCAAACUUUGCUCUGCUGAUCACUGAUGGCCUGUCCAAUGUGAACGCAGAAGAUACAAUCCCCCAAGCUCAGCUCGCAAAGGAUGCUGGAAUCCACAUGUUUGCAAUUGGUAUUGGAAGAUUUGAUGCCUGGGAAAUUGAGGGAAUUGCUAGUGAACCAACUGACAAGAAUGCCUUCCUUAUUGAGGACUUCUCAAAGCUGUAUAAUGUCUCUACUGGCAUCCUGGACUCCAUAUGCAGAGACCCUGGUGUGUGCGCCGACAACCCAUGUGUAAAUGGAGGUGUGUGCAUUGCUGGUAUUGGGAAGUACACAUGUGACUGUCCUCGAGGAUUCCUGGGUUACAACUGUGAGCUUGAUUGUCAGGCACCGAGGGACAUAGUGUUCAUGCUCGACUCCUCAGCUUCUGUUGGACAGGAGAAUUUUGGCGUCAUGCAGAAGUUCCUGGCUGCUGUUGUGAGGGAUCUGACAUCUACUGGCAUAGAACACAGAUUCUCUCUUGUUACCUACAAUUCACGUGUGCGACUUGCCUUCAGUCUCAAACGCUACAGGCAGAUCAAUCAAAUCGAGGAUGCCAUCCUCACUACACGCUAUAAUCCUGGUGGUUCAAACAUCGCAGAUGCAAUCAGAACAGCAUCAGAAGUCUUUUCCCCAAGUCUGGGUGAUAGAUCCAAUGCAGACAACAUCGCCAUGCUGUUCACAGUAGGAAAGUCUUCCAUCAACUCUGCAGAAACUAUCGAAGCAGCUGAAGAUAUUAAAUAUGGAGGCGCUAGAUUCGUCAGUGUCGGAGUAGGGGUGUCAGAUCCUUCAGAAAUAAAGCAGAUGGUAUCAAGCCAGAAUGAUUUAUUCCAGGUGGCUUCAGCCAGCCAGCUGAGUGAAAUUAGGUCUGAAAUCUUACGUAGUUCAUGUACAAUAACAUCUGACCAACCAGCAGGAGGAGAGCUAGAGGGCAGCAGAGGCUGAAAAUUCUAACUUUAUUCUAUUCUAUAAUCAACUGCUAAUAUAUGUGUUCAUCCAGUUUGUAACAUAGGACUUUAACCAAGGAGGUAUUCCUAAUCAGGGUUAUACCUGAAUCCAUGAGGCAGGGUAGUUGACCGUUUGCUCAGCAGGGGGAGCUAUGAGCCCAAUAGCGCCUCACAUUCACCACCUACCUCCUGUGCUUAUGUUAAAGUUUUAGGGUCUGUUGUUGUAUACUUGCUCAUCAUCUGUGUACAGAAUGGGCAACUGACUCGUCACUGCUUCUUGUAGCUGCAGCCAUUAUCACACUGUCCAUGUCUCAUCUAGGUCCUUCAUCACGAGCCACAUGCUUCUGUAGACAAACGUCCUGUACCCACAACAAACCAAAUGUAGAUCACUAGUGUCAAUGUGUUUUGUAUAGAUGUAAUAAAUUCAUUUUUGCAGAAUAUGGCAAUUUUAUAAUAAAUAAAAGACUUUACAAUCUA